This is a messenger RNA of Gymnogyps californianus (California condor), 948 nucleotides long. It is a transcript of the gene CETN3, whose product is annotated as centrin 3. Gene Ontology annotation, cellular component: microtubule organizing center. Gene Ontology annotation, molecular function: microtubule binding; calcium ion binding. The coding region runs from base 54 to 557 and encodes 167 amino acids. The transcript has 5 exons. Lineage: Eukaryota; Metazoa; Chordata; Aves; Accipitriformes; Cathartidae. Gene Ontology annotation, biological process: spindle pole body duplication. The record is from RefSeq and is a predicted model, not a curated record.
CGCGGCUCGGCCCGGCCCGGCCCGCCGCGGCCCGGCUCGGGGGCGGCAGCAGCAUGAGCUUGGCCUUGAGGAAUGAGCUUUCAGUAGACAAAACUAAAAAGAAGAAAAGAAGAGAACUGACUGAGGAACAGAAGCAAGAAAUUAAAGAUGCCUUUGAGUUGUUUGAUACAGACAAAGAUAGAGCAAUAAAUUAUCAUGAAUUAAAGGUGGCAAUGAGAGCCUUGGGUUUUGAUGUGAAAAAAGCUGAUGUACUGAAAAUACUUAAAGAUUAUGAUCGAGAAGCGACAGGCAAGAUCACCUUUGAAGAUUUUAAUGAAGUUGUGACAGACUGGAUAUUGGACAGAGACCCACAAGAAGAAAUACUCAAGGCAUUCAAAUUGUUUGAUGAUGAUGACUCUGGUAAAAUAAGCUUGAGAAACCUGCGCCGGGUUGCUAGAGAAUUGGGUGAAAAUAUGUCUGAUGAAGAACUACGGGCUAUGAUUGAAGAAUUUGAUAAGGAUGGAGAUGGAGAAAUCAAUCAAGAAGAGUUCAUUGCUAUUAUGACUGGAGAUAUUUAGCAUUAGAAGAAAAGAAAUGAACUCAGCACAAAAGGGAGGAGUCAUUGGCAGCUUCCAUUACAACAUUUUGUACUUCCAUUCAUUUCUGUAGCUGGAGUGAUGCAGAAAAUUACUUUCCUCACAGGACCAAAAUAGAGACAGGUUAUAUGCACUGAUAGUUCAGUACUUUGUAUCAUUAAAUAUUAUCGCUAGAAUAAUUGAUAUAUCAUUUUAGAACAAGUAAGUAAUGCUGCAUUUCAGAAUGUUCGAGUACUCAUUUGUACAAUAGCUUUGUAUAAGAUUUCUAAUUAUAAGAACUUUUUGAGAUUGACUUUGUGUUAGCAUUAGCUGUGGCCUUGGUUUUGAUACAUAAGGUUUGACAAACUUCCAUUUUAAUAAAAUGUUCUUUACU